UAUAUGAUGGUGAAACGAAAAACCAGGACGGAAACGGAUUCCUUCUUUGUCAGGAUUUCGCCGCCACAACUUCCGCAUUCCCCGUCACCUGACCCCUACUAACCAAUCAGGUGCUAGCAGUUUUGGCGGUUGCAAGUGAAUGAGUAAAAGUCGAAGUCAUUUUCCAACAUAAAUGUCGAUAUAUAUUUUAACAAAUCAGCUUUGUUUUGAUACAUUUCCAAAUGUUCUACAGGUCGCACUAUGUAGAUUGCGCGUCUGGCAUUGAUCGCACACUCUCCGCCUUCGUUGAAAGCCGUGACGAAAACGGGGCGAGCGAGGCGCUGCCCUGGGGCAGAGCUUUAAAAUGACAUCAGAAAGCCCUGCUCCACGGCUUGCGGCUGUUUUGUCCAAGGGCGACAGGAGCUGUCGCAUGGGGCAGCGCGCUCCGCUGCGCCACCUUGGCGCUUUGAUUCUGUCUGCGUGGGCCAGGCUGCCCGAUUGGACAUCAUGAGCCUCCCCACACUUGUGGUGGCAUUGGCGCUGACGUUGUGCGCCUGGAUUACGCUUUGUGGAGACAUUUCGUGCGAUACCGGAUGGGACGUGUUCGGCUCCAGCUGCUACAAGAAGAUGCCAGCCACCAACGGUUGGCUGGGGGCCCGUUUACACUGCGCCCUGGAGGGCGGCGACCUGGUCUCCUUCAACUCAUCGGCCGAGGAAGAUUUUGUGAAGGGCAAAAUGGGGCUGGACCCGUUCUGGAUCGGACUCUCCAACCUGGAAUGCGGCCAUAAGUUGUGUCAUCGAAUGUCAGGCAAGGAGCCGAAAUGGUCCGACGACACGCCGCUGAUCUACAGCAACUGGGAUGCCGGUCAAGCCGUAAGCACCACAUCGGAGUCCUGCGCCUACGUCAAGCGAAAAGCAUAUGAGUCCGACCAGUGCGACAAGUGGAGAACCGGCUUGUGCGAGUCCUCCCUGGCGUACAUAUGCAAACGCUCGCCCGACGGCUGCCCGGACGGACAACCGUGCUCCAAGAAGGCCGACCGUUUGGCUCUCUCUGCGGUGCAAACUUCCGCCUGCGACCCCGGCUACUUGCUCUACGGCCCUUUUUGCUACCGCUACUUGGCGACCCUUAAAACUUGGCAGGCAGCUGAGGAUGACUGCGUCGCACGGGGAGGUCACCUGGCAAGCGUCCACUCGCAUGAAGACGGCAAAUGGAUGCUGGGUGAGCACCAAGGGCCACCAUGA
Syngnathus typhle (broad-nosed pipefish) is the source of this 1221-nucleotide messenger RNA. RefSeq names its product C-type mannose receptor 2-like. The transcript is spliced from 7 exons. The record is from RefSeq and is a predicted model, not a curated record. Lineage: Eukaryota; Metazoa; Chordata; Actinopteri; Syngnathiformes; Syngnathidae. Gene Ontology annotation, molecular function: signaling receptor activity. Bases 487 to 1221 code for a protein of 244 amino acids.